AUGGGUUCAAUAGAGACGAACAGAGAAGACCAGGCUGCCGCUUUUUCAUGGUGGUGGGAUAGCCAUAAUCAUCCCCAUCAAUCUCAGUGGCUUGAAGCUACUCUCUCAGAUUUGAACGAGAAGACUAAGCUCAUGCUAAAUAUUAUAGAAGAAGAUGGAGAUUCAUUUGCAAAGAGGGCAGAGAUGUUCUACAAAAGAAAACCUACGCUGAUAAACUUGCUAGAAGACUUCUACAAGUCGCACCGCUCGCUCGCUGAGAAGUAUGAUCAGCUUAGGUCUGAACUAAUUCAAGCCUCCCAUCUGAGAUCAUUUUCUUCCUUACACUCCUUGAAAGUCCAAACCAUCCACAGGUGUGAAAAGGAAGUCAAGGCUUUGAAGACACAGCAGGCUGAGACAGACCAAGAAUCCUAUGAAGAAUCCGAUGGUGAGAAAAUGUGGGACGAAAAGAUCUCAGAACUCAUAGAUGAAAAUAUUCAGCAGCAGGCUGAGUUGAUAAGGAGAAACAAGUACCAGAAUGAAACAAUUCAGAAGCUGAGGGAUGAGAACAAAAGGUUGAAGAGUCCUCUCGCAGGGCAUAAGGCCGAUGAUCUCAAAAGGCAAAACCAAUCUCAGUUUUCAAGGUCCAAAUCCAAAGGGCCUUCUUUCCUCGGAAGGCUCACUGGAUGCACUGGCUCUUGA
Prunus mume (Japanese apricot) is the source of this 678-nucleotide messenger RNA. RefSeq lists its product as uncharacterized. Gene Ontology annotation, molecular function: actin binding. The record is from RefSeq and is a predicted model, not a curated record. NCBI's taxonomy places the organism in Eukaryota, Viridiplantae, Streptophyta, Magnoliopsida, Rosales, Rosaceae.